Molecule: messenger RNA, 1944 nt
Organism: Oncorhynchus tshawytscha (Chinook salmon)
Lineage: Eukaryota; Metazoa; Chordata; Actinopteri; Salmoniformes; Salmonidae
Exons: 4
Coding region: 1-966 (321 amino acids)
Source: RefSeq, a predicted model, not a curated record
AUGAGGCUAUUUGCAAUUUGGCACAUAGAUGUGUCUUUAUACUGUGACACAGUCUGGUUAGGAAGGCCUGGCGUGACAGUCUGGUUAGGAAGGCCUGGUGUGACAGUCUGGUUAGGAAGGCCUAACAGGCUGGUUAGGAAGGCCUGGCGUGACAGUCUGGUUAGGAAGGCCUGGCGUGACAGUCUGGUUAGGAAGGCCUGGCGUGACAGUCUGGUUAGGAAGGCCUGGCGUGACAGUCUGGUUAGGAAGGCCUGGCGUGACAGUCUGGUUAGGAAGGCCUGGCGUGACAGUCUGGUUAGGAAGGCCUGGCGUGACAGUCUGGUUAGGAAGGCCUGGCGUGACAGUCUGGUUAGGAAGGCCUGGCGUGACAGUCUGGUUAGGAAGGCCUGGCGUGACAGUCUGGUUAGGAAGGCCUGGCGUGACAGUCUGGUUAGGAAGGCCUGGCGUGACAGUCUGGUUAGGAAGGCCUGGCGUGACAGUCUGGUUAGGAAGGCCUGGCGUGACAGUCUGGUUAGGAAGGCCUGGCGUGACAGUCUGGUUAGGAAGGCCUGGCGUGACAGUCUGGUUAGGAAGGCCUGGCGUGACAGUCUGGUUAGGAAGGCCUGCUGUGCCACAGUCUGGUUUGGAAGGCCUUGUGUGACAGUCUGGUUGGGAAGGCCUUGUGUGACAGUCUGGUUAGGAAGGCCUGGCGUGACAGUCUGGUUAGGAAGGCCUGGCGUGACAGUCUGGUUAGGAAGGCCUGGCGUGACAGUCUGGUUAGGAAGGCCUGGCGUGACAGUCUGGUUAGGAAGGCCUGGCGUGACAGUCUGGUUAGGAAGGCCUGGCGUGACAGUCUGGUUAGGAAGGCCUGGCGUGACAGUCUGGUUAGGAAGGCCUGGCGUGACAGUCUGGUUAGGAAGGCCUGGCGUGACAGGCUGGUUAGGAAGGCCUGGCGUGAAACAAAUACUAACACAGACUUCACUUUGAGCAAAUGAUGGUGAACUUAUAAUUUUUUUGACAAAAUCACCAAAAAUUACUACGCUGCUAAUAGACUAACAAUUAAAAAUUCUCCUUAUGGCAUUUCAUUAGAGAGAGAGAUCAAAGUUACAUUUCAUCAUGCACUGGAGGUAUUGAUACUCCUCAGGGGUUUAGGAAAAGUUCAUUGAGGUUCAUUUAACCUGAUAAAGGGAUAGUAUUCAUACGAAGGGCAUUCUGUUAAAGAAAGGGGGACAUAUAUAGCCUAUCUAAACAGAGGACCUGCCAGAGAAACACAUUAGGGGGACAGACACGUGACUGGGGAGUGCAGAAAAGGGCUCUGAUAGGCUUACCUGGUGACAAUGUCAUCCUGAUAGGCUUACCUGGUGACAAUGUCAUCCCUGAUAGGCUUACCUGGUGACAAUGUCAUCCCUGAUAGGCUUACCUGGUGACAAUGUCAUCCCUGAUAGGCUUACCUGGUGACAAUGUCAUCCCUGAUAGGCUUACCUGGUGACAAUGUCAUCCCUGAUAGGCUUACCUGGUGACAAUGUCAUCCCUGAUAGGCUUACCUGGUGACAAUGUCAUCCCUGAUAGGCUUACCUGGUGACAAUGUCAUCCCUAAUAGGCUUACCUGGUGACUAUGUCAUCCUGAUAGGCUUACCUGGUCAUUAUGUCAUACCUGAUAGGCAUACCUGGUGACAAUGUCAUACCUAAUAGGCUUACCUGGUGACAAUGUCAUCCCUGAUAGGUUUACCUGGUCACUAUGUCAUCCCUGAUAGGCAUACCUGGUCAUUAUGUCAUACCUGGUCAUUAUGUCAUACCUGGUCACUAUGUCAUCCCUGAUAGGCUUACCUGGUGACAAUGUCAUCCCUGAUAGGCUUACCUGGUGACAAUGUCAUCCCUAAUAGGCUUACCUGGUGACUAUGUCAUCCUGAUAGGCAUACCUGGUCAUUAUGUCAUACCUGAUAGGCAUACCUGGUCACUAUGUCA